This is a messenger RNA of Moneuplotes crassus, 1170 nucleotides long. Lineage: Eukaryota; Ciliophora; Spirotrichea; Euplotida; Euplotidae. The record is from the annotation of a GenBank genome assembly.
AUUUUUAAUAUGUCUAGUCAUAGCAGUCGCUCUUUUGAUGGUGGAGCACAUCUCCUCGUCAAUAGCGAUAGAGAAGAAUCGGAAAAAAAUCUUGUUAGUGGUAGAUCAAGUGGGAGUACCCCAAAGAGUAAGAAAUCUCAGCCUGCCAUUGAUAGUGAAUCUUGCCAAAGUUUAGAAAUGGAAUCUUCCAACAAAAAUAAACCUGACGAGGACCAAGGAUCUUAUUUUAAUGCUUUCUUUGGAACUAUUAUGAUGCUUCUUGGAGUAAUCCUGGUCUGUUUGUCCACAGUUUUCUGUAAGCUAGCUUACAUGAACAACCCUAACUUGACAGGAUUUGACUAUCUGAUUGUUAGAAGCACUAUCCUGACACUUUGUGCUCUGAUACAGGCAUUUUCGCAGCAAGUAAAUCUGCUGAAAAUUAAGAAAGAGGGAAGAUUCUUGCUAUUUCUGAGAUGUUUCUUCGGGUUACUAUUUUUCCCAAUGUUCUAUUCAUCCCUAAAGUUCCUCCCAUCAAGCAAGGCAACUUUAAUCAGCAACAUGUAUCCUUUGUUUGUCACUCUUUGAGCUUAUUGGUACUUAAAGGAAUCAAUCAACAGAUAUGAUGUCCUUGGCGUCAUCGGCGCCUUCUUUGGUGUUGUUAUUAUGAAUAUUAACAAGACAGAUUCUACAAAGAUUGAGACUACAGAUUUCUUAAGAAUUCUUGGUAUAAUUCUGUGCUCCAUUACCAUGUUUCUUGGAGUAGGUGUGACCUUGACGAUCAGGAUGAUGAAUAAGCACUUGCAUUAUCUCUUUAAUCCAGCUUGGUUUGCUUUCACGUUAUUUGCCUUCUCAUUAAUCUUGCUGGGUGUUUACCCUUCAAUCUACAACUUUGAGCAUUACACAUGGCUCGAUAUGGGAUAUUUCUUCAUCAGCGGAGUGGUGCACUUCAUUCAUCAGAACCUUGUUAGUAUUGCUUACAAGUACCAAGAGGCGAGCAAAAUCUCAUUCUUGACAUACUCCUCUGGUAUCUGGCUUCUGCUCUCAGAUUACAUCAUUUUUGGUUACAAGUUCUCAGCUACGGAUUAUGCAGGAAUUCUCAUGGUAAUCGCCUUUUUGCUGCUACCAAUCCUGUACAAAGCUUAUGGAAUGAGGAGAUAACUGGGUUUUGAUAAAGGAAAACUUUCAAUGUUG